UUGAAAAGGAUUUAAAAGGUAACCUUUAAAAGUGUUUCUGUUUUAGAAAUGUCUUGCACACUUAGAAAUUAUUUUCAUGCUAUCUCGUGUGAAGCCAUCAGCCUUGGAGAAAAGCCCAGAUAAAACUUAUUUCAAGUUACGCACAUGAAAAAAUGUGUUGCGUAACACUUCAAUAAAAUGAAUACCGACUACUGUUAUACAGUAGUCUCAAUCUACACAUCUGCUUAAUAUGAUAUGGGGUUUUUUUCCACGGAAAUCAAAUUUACUCAGCCCUUCUGCAUUUGUUUCUACAGGGAAAGGAAGAGCAUAGCAUCAAAGGUUUCCAAUGUCAAAUCCCAACAAUAUUGAUCCUACUCGGAAUACAUAUGAAUAUGAUAAUCCUGACUAUAUCUAUCAGGAUACGUUUCCUAGCUAUGAUGAUGGCAAACCUGUCAAUGAUAGUUACCAAAUUCCAGCAAAAAUAAUACCACUGGAAAACCAAUCCAAAUAUGUGUUUAUUGUGUCAUACUCUGCCAUUUUACUUCUUGGCAUCACACUGAAUGGGUUGGUCAUCUGCAUGGUGAGUUGCAAGAUGAAGAAGACACCAAGUGCCAUUUGGUUCCUCUGCUUGGCGGUCACUGACUUCCUAUUCUGUCUUUUUCUGCCCUUCACUAUCAUCUAUGCAUUGUAUGACUUCGACUGGUUCUUCGGACUGUUUCUGUGCAAGAUGAAUUCCUACAUAAUGUUCUUCAACAUGUUCUCCAGUGCCUUCUUCUUGGUCAUCAUCAGAAUUAACCACGGUAUUUACACCGGCUUUGCCUGUGCUCAGAACUGCUGCACCACAAACGUAGCUCGAAAUGUGGCCUUGCUUACCUGGUUUGUCUCUGCAAUCUUAAGCAUUCCAUCACUCGUGAUCCGCAAUACCUCUGUCGAGGAUGGGAAAACGAUUUGCUUUGACAAAUAUGACAUUUUCAACGAUACCUCAGCUCAGAGAACGAAUCAUCAGGUCGUGCUCUCAAGCAGGAUUUUGUGCAGUAUAGUGAUUCCUUAUUUAAUUAUAUGCACUGUUUCAUUUGUUAAAAGGAGCCGCUCCAAGGCGUAUAAGAUCACCCGCUUCAUAAUUGUUGCUUAUUUUAUCUGCUGGGUGCCCUACCAUGUGCUCAUGGCUCUAGCGUUAUACCCCGAGCAGUUCAAUAAAGAAGUAUUUGUUAUUGGCAUGGCCAUAGUCAACGUGCUUGCUGCUGCAAAUAGUUGCAUGAAUCCUGUCAUCUACAUUUGCAUGAGCCGGGACUGCAAGAUGUCGUGGAUGGAGAAUGCGUUUAGCAGAAAGUCAUUUAAGACAAGUCCCCAGCUAAGAAGGAUAAAUCCUGAACGUGAGAUAGUCUCAGAAACCAUUGCCUUGGAGAUUGCAGAAAGUCAGUGAACAUUUCUGUUGUAUCAGAA
Messenger RNA from Polyodon spathula (Mississippi paddlefish), 1422 nucleotides. RefSeq names its product chemokine-like receptor 1. The record is from RefSeq and is a predicted model, not a curated record. The transcript has a single exon. Gene Ontology annotation, cellular component: plasma membrane. Gene Ontology annotation, molecular function: G protein-coupled receptor activity; complement receptor activity. Gene Ontology annotation, biological process: phospholipase C-activating G protein-coupled receptor signaling pathway; positive regulation of macrophage chemotaxis; positive regulation of cytosolic calcium ion concentration. Bases 326 to 1402 code for a protein of 358 amino acids. Lineage: Eukaryota; Metazoa; Chordata; Actinopteri; Acipenseriformes; Polyodontidae.